UCAUUAAGCUGUGGGUUUGAAAAGUGACAUUCUGAAGAAGUCUUUGAGAGAUGUGUGCAAACGCUGACUAUUUUCAGAGAUACUUCUCAACAAAUACUAGACAGUAAAUAGUAAUUCUUUUCAAAGUGAAAGUUUGGAUAGUAGCAUAGCCCAUGAACAAAUCCAUAUGCUUUCGUGUGUUAUACUGUGUUGCUCUGGCAGAUAUUUGUUCACCUACAGGAAGGGAAUGGCAAUGUGGUGAUGUGUCCUCUGCUCCAGCUGGAGAGUUGUGUGUUUUCACCAACCAGCGUGGAAGCAGCAGUGAUGAGAGACAAGGUUCCUCUGAAAAAUGUGAUUUUGAAACUGACCUCUGCAAACCUCUUCAUGAAGUGAGUUUACAUUCUGGAUGGAUUAGAAGAAAUGGCAACUCUGGUGUGGGACCACCAUAUUCUGACCACAAUGGGAACGACACUGCUUAUUUCCUUUCGUUAUCCUCUGAAAUGAGAUCGUCUUCUGCAAAGUUAAGGUCCAAUGUUUUGCUUCCAACUGAUGAAGAACACGUUUGCCAGAUUACAUUUCAGUAUUGGAUCAGUCAGAGUGGAGUAUUGAUGGUGGGGCUUCAAAAGCACUCUGAAGAUGCUAUUAAAAAUAUCUGGAAUGAUUCAGGAGAACUGCAAAACCAGUGGAAAGCAAGAACCAUCACAGUCAAUAGCACUGAAAAUUUUGAGGUUAUCUUCCAUGGGAUGGUAGAGAACCAGAGACAAGAUGAAACAGUUGCUAUUGAUGAUAUUUCUUUCAGUGAAGGAUGUUCUCUAGCAUCUGCACUACAGACUUCCAACUUUGAACUUGGCAUAUGUGAGUGGAAUUCAGAUCAGCCAGUUGUGCCUGCUUUGUGGGCACAACUGCAAUCUGGGCACAAGAUUGCCUCCUGUUCCUCUGUGAAAGAUCACAGCAAUGACACUAAAGGCCAUUUGGUGUGUCUAGAAGCUAAUGACAGUGUGUUAUAUGGAAGUGCUUAUCUAAACAGCUCCAUGUGUCAUUGCUCCAGCAAGAGCUGCCGUUUUCAAUUUCAGUACUCUAUGGCAGAUAGCAGUGUUCUCAAGGCAGUGCUGUAUACUAAUCAGGAGGAGCAUGUCUUGUGGGAAACCAACAUCACGACUAACAAAGAAUGGGCCAAAGCAUAUAUACAGAUACCACUAGGGCUAGAAAAAUUAAAGCUGACACUUAAGGGAACAAUCCAGAGCAGGACAGGCUUCAUCUGUUUAAAUAACAUCCAGUUUUUGGACAUCGCACGCUCAGAGCUAUCAACUUUCAGCUCUGUAGAAGAAUUCACCUGCACUAAUGGGAAAUCUACUGAGCCUGGAUCGACCUGUGUCUCUCACCCAGACUGCUCUGACAACAGUGAUGAGGAUCCAGCAGCUUGCUCUAAUUACACUAUAUGUAAUUUUGACACUGACUUCUGUGGAUGGGAAACGCUGAACACAAGUGAUACUAAGUGGAACAUAAUGAAAGAAGGGGCUCCCUUUGACAGCAGACUCCCUGAGAGAGAUCAAACAACUAAAUCUGGACAUGAAACAUUCAUCUACUUCAGUGGAUCAUAUCAGAUGCACACAGAGAUAGCCAUGUCUGAUCUGGGGAGUCCCUUCCUUGUCAAGCUGUCUCCUGGUUAUUCCUGCUGUCAGGUAAGAUUUUGGUAUUGGCUGUCUCAGGACUCCCAGCUUUCAGUUUUUAGGAGGACUGCCUUGCAUGGAAGUUUGGAAAAAAUGUGUGAUAUUUCAGUAUUGCCUGAGAUGAAGUGGACAAAAGCAAGUAUACCAGUAGAAAGUGAAGCUGGGGACUUACCUUUUCAGAUCAUUUUCCAAGCUACCAUUCUAGCAGCGAAUGCUACUGUUGCUAUAGAUAACAUCAGUAUAACAAAGGAAUGUGAAGUUGUGAAUAUAUCACUAUCGGCUAUCAAACCAGAAAACAAAGCUUCUGUGUGUGACUUUGAAAGAGAUAACUGUGGUUGGUUUGAAACUGCAAAUGCAGACGGAUUUGACUGGAUAAGAAGUUCCAGCAGUUCUCUUGAACCUGAUUUUCAGCAACAAGCUCCUCCUCAAGAUCACACCUACAACAAGUCUGAAGGUCAUUUUAUGUUCAUUUUGAAAAACAGCAGCAGCAUUUCACAAGUUGCUCAGUUACGAAGCCCAAAGUUCAGACAAACAGGAUCAAAUUGCACAAUGUCCUUUUGGUAUUACAAUUAUGGACAGUCAGUUGGAGCAGCAGAGAUGCAACUGCUUGUGGAUGGGGUGGAUGAGCCUACUGUUCUUUGGAGGGUAUAUUACAACCAGGGAAAUCAAUGGUUGAAUUCAGUCAUUCAGCUUGGACGUCUUUUGCAUCCCUUCCAAUUUUCACUCAAUAAAAUCAGCUUGGGAUUUUAUGAUGGUGUCUCAGCAAUUGACGAUAUUACAUUUGAAAAUUGCGCUCUUCCACCUCCAGCACUAAGCUGUGAAGGUCCUAAUUACUUUUGGUGCAGAGACACAAAAGCAUGUAUUAGCCAUUUAUUGGUGUGUGACCUUGUGGAUGACUGUGGGGAUGGAUCAGAUGAAGACGAAUGCAACCCUGACCUACAGUGUGACUUCGAAAAUGGGCUAUGCAAUUGGGCACAGGACACUGAGGAUGACUUUGACUGGAUCAGGAUACAAGGACCAACCCCUACAGUUAAUACAGGACCAUUAAAGGAUCACACGACAGGCACAAGUAUGGGACAUUACCUGUACAUGGAGUCUUCAGAGCCCCAAGAAUUUGAAGAUAAAGCGGUUUUGCUUAGUCCUCUCUUCAACCCUACUUACAAUCGAACCUGCAUUUUCCGCUUUCAUUAUCAUAUGUCUGGAAAGCAAGUUUACACUUUGUCAGUCUUCCAGAGAACUAUGAGUAAUUCCAAGGGAAUACUGCUGUGGUACAAGUAUGGAAAUCAAGGAGGAAGAUGGAUAAGACAGACACUGUACAUCAGCAGCUCUAAGCCAUUUCAGGUCUUGGUGAAAGGUACAGUAGGAGAUGGUUUCACUGGAGACAUUGGACUUGAUGACUUGUCAUUUCUAGACUGUGCUCUUUACAACAACGGAAGCUUGCCAACAAUCUCUACAACUCUAUCAGGAACUUCCAGUCCUGUCACACUCCCCUUGAACAACUGCACAGAGAAUGAAUUUGUCUGUAGAGCCUCUGGACAUUGCAUCCACAAGAUCCAGAAGUGCAAUUUUAGACCUGACUGCUCUGAUAAGUCUGAUGAAUCAGAUUGUGCUAAGGAAAUCUGCAAUUUUGAAGAUAAUACCCAGUGUGGAUGGUAUCAACCGGCCUUGAAAGAGACACCAGAAACUGAUUCCAUCACAAAAAUGUUUAAGUGGGAACUUGGAAGUGGAGCAAAACUAUAUCCUGGAGAAGAAGAGCACUGCGCAUCCACUGAUCAUACUACGUAUACUGAAAAAGGCAUGUAUCUGUUUGCUGACAGCUCAAAUGGAGAAUUUGGUCACUCUGCUGAUAUUGCUACACCAGUCAUUUCCUUUACAGGACCCAAAUGCAAAAUCACAUUCUGGAACCAUAUGAAUGGUUCAACAAUAGGUUCUCUGGAGGUACUCUCUAAGACUGGUAAUAAGACUUCUACACUAUGGACUCAAAGUGGCAGCCAAGGUCCAAAAUGGAACAGAGCAGAAGUAUUCCUGGGAAUUCGUUCAGAUUUUCAGAUUAUUUUCAGGGCAAAACGUGGUGUCAGUUACAUGGGAGAUGUGGCAGUGGAUGACAUUACCUUUGAAGAUUGUUCCCCUUUGCUCAUCCCAGACAGACCUUGCACAUUAGAGGAAUUCACAUGUGCCAACAAGUACUGCAUCCCAAAGGAUAAACUGUGUGAUUUUGUAAAUGACUGUGCAGAUAAUUCAGAUGAGAAUCCUGCCAUUUGCAGUACCUCUAUUGGGCGCUGUGAUUUUGAGUUUGAUCUUUGUGAUUGGAAGCAAGAAGAAAAUGAUGAUUUUGACUGGCACCUCAGAACUAACAGUGCUACUAAACUGGGCACUGGACCAGCUGCUGAUCAUACACUGCAAGAACUGUCUGGACAUUAUAUUUUUAUAAAGAGUUCUUUCCUUCAGCUGCCAGGACAGAAAGCUAGGAUUUCUAGUCCAGUGUUAAGCAGGAUGAAUAAAAACUGCAAGAUAUUUUUCUAUUACCAUAUGUAUGGAGCUCACGUUGGAUCAUUGAUCGUCUACCAGAUGACUAUGUCAAAACAUGAAAAAAUUCUCCUUAUUCUUACUGGAAACCAGGGAAAUUUUUGGCAGAGCAAGGCACUGAACCUGGUUGGAGAUGGCAAUGAAGAUUUCCAAGUCAUAUUUGAAGGGAUAGUUGGAAGAGGUAUCAAUGGUGGCAUAGCACUUGAUGACAUCACAUUAUCUCGGGAGUGUUUACCAUCCCAGAAGUUUUUACCAGCAGAAUCCACAACAGUACCUCCAACAGGCUCCUGCUCUCAUGGCUACUGGCAAUGUCAAAAUGGCAAGUGUUACAGACCAGAACAAAGCUGUGAUUUUGAAGACAACUGUGGGGAUAAUACAGAUGAGAAUGAAUGUGGCACUUCCUGCACCUUUGAGAAUGGCAGAUGUGGCUGGCAAAAUUCCUUGGCGGACAGUUUUGACUGGGUGCUGGGGGCUGGCUCGCCUCAAAGUCUGAGACCUCCCAGGGACCACACACUUGGAAACAGAUCUGGACAAUUCCUAUAUCUUGAGGCCACUCCAAUAGGGCUGAAAAAUCAAAAAGCCCAUGUGAGGAGUUCCAGAUGGAGAGAGUCAAGCAGGAGUUGUGUGUUGAGCUUCUGGUACUUCAAGUCAUCAAAAGCCACAGGAUGUAUUCAGGUUCUCAUUAAGACUGACGAUGGAAUUGUCAAAAUAUGGAGUGAUUCAGGAAGUGUUAGUGAUGAAUGGAGAAAAGUCGAGUUACGCUUGGGGAAGCUGAGAAAUUUUGAAGUUAUCUUUGAAGGUAUUCGUACCAGAGACCUAGGAGGAGGAGCAGCACUAGAUGACAUAGAGUUCAACAACUGUUCUACAGCUGGAGAGAAUCCCAGGGAAUGCCCUGCCUUCACUGAUUUUGUGUGUUUGAAUGAGGAUUGCAUUGAAUCUCAGCUUGUCUGUGACUAUAAACCAGACUGUGAAGACCUAUCAGAUGAGGCUGACUGCAGUUACUACACAAGUAUUCCUGGAAGUUGUAACUUUGAAACACAAGAGCAAGAAUGGACAACUAUAUGUGGAUUAAUGCAAGACACUGGAGAUGACUUUGACUGGAAUGUUAGCAAUGGCAGUGUUACUGAACAAAUGAGUCCUGAUACAGACCAUACACCAGGUAAAGGACAGCAUUUCUUGUAUGUAAACUCAACUGCUCAGGAGGAAGGAAGUAGAGCAAGGAUAACCACUACCAAAUUCUUCCCAGCCAGCCUUGGGGUCUGCAGAGUUCGAUUCUGGUUCUGGAUGUUUGCUUCUAGGCAAACGGGAGUCUUAAAGGUAUACUCAGUUGAAGAACAUGGAAUGGAUAUUCUUAUGUGGUCUUCUAGCAAAAAUGAAGAAAACAAAUGGAUGUAUGCAAAUGUGGUCCUCUCCAGUAAUACUCCUUUCAGAGUUGCCUUUGAAGUUGAAGUGGGGAAGAGUGAACCCACAGAAUUUGCUCUUGAUGAUAUUUCUUUCACCCCAGAAUGUAUGGAUGGAGGACCAGCUAAACCACAACCUCCAACUUGCAGUAGUGACCAGUUCCCAUGUGCGUAUGUGCAGCAGUGUUUGCCUCUCAGUGCAAAAUGUAAUGGGGCUGAAGAUUGCGUGGAUGGAAGUGAUGAAAUUAAUUGUCCCACAAUGACCCCUACCACUAUGUCUCCAAGCUCCUGCAAACCAACAGAAUUUCUGUGUCCUUCCAAAGGCUGCAUCCCAGCCCUUCUGAAAUGCGAUGGUGUGCCUGACUGCCUGCUUAAUGAAGAUGAAGUUGGAUGCCCCAUUACAGAUUGUUUCAAUGGUUCUUUGCUAUGUGUGUCAACAAAUCAGUGCAUAGCAGUCUCCCAGCGUUGUAACGGCAUUGCAGACUGCAUUGAUUUCGGCCUUGAUGAGUCCAGCUGUUCAGCUUGUCCUGAAGAAUACUGCAAACAUGGUGGAACCUGCAUCAUCAAAGAUGAUGUUCCUUUAUGUCAAUGUGGAAAAGAAUGGAAAGGAAACCGUUGUCACAUAAGUGCUAAGCCUCCUCAAUCUCCCAUUUCAAGUCUCCUUCAAAAUGAUAUUUGGAUUGGGUUGGGGAUCAGUUUCUUGCUGAUUAAAAUUGCAGUUGCUGCCUUAUGUUUCCUUUCAAAGAAGAAAGAGCAAAAAAUGAAAGUAGAGGAAACUAUAAAUACUUCAUUUGCCAAUCCACUGUAUGAAGACCUUAGUUCAUCUGGAAAAGCAAAGUCUCCUGGAUACACCACUUCACCUGUUGUUCAAAUCAGUGUUUCUCCAUGGCAUGAGUAUCCAUUUAAUGAAGGUGAGAAUGCUACCUCUUUUCCAAAUCCUCUCUACGGUGAGGCAUCAGGAGACAUGGAGAAAUUAUGCAGUUCCUUGAAAAUAGACAGAAAAUGGGAUUAAUAUUGCGUAUGACUCUUUGCCUGAAGAUUUGUUCUAAAAUCUGAAAGUAUGUUAUGAUCCUGCAGCAUUUGCAAUGUGAAUAACUCUUCACAGAAUAAAUCUUUCAUUGCAAUAAUUAUGUUCAGAAAGUAAUAUUAUAUUAAAAAUAGAAUCAAUAAGUAUAUAUAUAAAAUAUAGAAAGUCAAAUUUUUAUAUAUAUACUCUUCCAUAUUUCUGUUUCUGUGUUUCAAUUUCUGUGCAGAAAUUGAUUUGUGAUUAUAACUAUGAAUUCAUUUUACAUUUGGACAGUUCAAAUGUCACUAUGUUAAUAAAAUGUUUAAUCAAAUCCAGAUUCCUGAGGUCUGAUAAUCAUAAUUUUAUAUCUAUUAUUGGGAAAUGAUGACUUAAACAUUUCUGCAAUUUUACAUUAGAAAUGGAUUUUAAAUGGCUGUUUUAGUGUUCCAAGGGCCAGAAGCAAAAGAAAAGUUUAUGUAUAAUUAGAAACACAUCGAGGUAAAUCAAAAUGGACAUGAAUCAUGAAUUUGAGUAUCUGCUCAAUAUGUGAUUCAGCAAGGUGAUACAAUGGUAUGUACCCUUGUUUUUAAAAAGGAGACAUUAUUAACCUUGAAAGCCACAUCUAACCAAAUUCCCUUCUGGUCAGAUCUACUGUGGCUACCACAGUGCUACUGAUGUACAUAGCUUAGUGGUUGACGGAAGAUAGCAACUAGCAUGUCCAGGCAGCUUAUUUCUGCCAAGUAAGCUGACCUCCCACACAGCUGCAACUUUUGUCCUCACAAGCCUACAUGGGGAAUUCUGGUUUGUCUCCUGAUUUUGAAUAUCAUCCUCUGCAAUAUAAGAUACAGCUUGCACUUUAAAUAACUUGAACAUAUGUCACGUUCCAUAAUGCCCAUUUGAAUUAUCUAGUGGUCAUUUUCAGUUUGAAGGCUUAAAUGUUUAUGCUGUGCUUAUGUUUUCCUACCUUACUACAUUUUAACAGACUCCUUAAUUUUAAACCUACUGGCAAGUUUAAAAGAUACAAAACUACUUCAAAUUUCAUAAAAUAAGCUUUUGGAUGCAGACAUUAUCUCUGUUAGUUCAGGUAAUCUUGAAAUGUUUGACACUUAUUAGACUUCCCAGUCUCCCCGCAGAAGAGCACACUGAAGCCUGUCUUCAUUCCAUCAUGCAUGGGACUGCUUGGUUUUGGGUGUGUUGUUGUAGUCUUGUUCAUCUUUCACUUUUUCUUAAUAAUACAAUGGAACCUCAUAGCUCUGUGCCUGGGACCACUUUUCAAUUUUUGUUUUCUUACCUAACUGACACGAUGUUUCCUGGGUAGCAGAAGUAACAAAGCAUGAUUCCUAUUGAUACUUUUCCAUCAUCCUCUCCACAUCUUUCUGACAAUAUGCUUAGAAUCAUAGAAUAUCCCAAGUUGGAAGGGACUCACAAGGGUCAUCUAGUCCAGCCCCUGGGUCCACAAAGGACCAUACAAAAUUCAGACCCUAUGAGAGCAUUAUUCAAAUGCUUCUUGAACACCAGCAGCUUUGUGCCAUAACCACUGCCCUGGGGAGCCUGUUCCAGGGCCCAACCACCUGCUGGUGAAGAACCUUUUCCUAACACCCAACCUGACCCUCCCCUGACAUAGGUCCAUGUAAUUCCCUCAGGUCCUGUUGCUGGUAUGCGAUUGGUGAUGACUGCUGCACUGUAAAACUACAUUUCACUUUCCUCUCUCAUCCGUAGACCCCUGUACUAUCCUCACUUCUUCCCCAAGCUCUAUAGCUUACCUUAAAACUGUCUCUUGAGCUUGUUCCCCUGAAGUGUCCUAACUACAACCAAAAAAACAGAAGCAUUAGCCACUAUGCCUGGCUCAGAGCAACACGAGUGUUCAUCAGCUGCUGCACAUUUGCUGGUUGGCCAGUUGGCAGCACACUGCUACUUCUCUCACUCUGUACCCUGAAACUGGACUGCUAUUUCCUGUUCCACUGCUGAUUUUAAUGAAGACAGUCAGAGUAUCACACCUUCUAAACACCUGCCUUAAUGCUGAAUUUAGUUGGAAGUGACCAAAAGGUAUUCAUGGAGUUUUUUAAUAAGGAACCACAGUAAGAUGAUCACACAUGCUGUUUUCUGAACCAUGAUUAAUAAGACAGAAAUAUGGAACUUGUUCACUACACUUGUUAAGUUGCUCUGUAGAGAAAAGACAUAAUACAGCAAAGUGCCAGGUGCCUCCAGCUCCUGAACUCUGGUAUUUUGAUUAAAUCUGUGUGAAAUGAUUGCUUUCAGCAUCAUAAACAGGCAUUGUACAUUCCUACAAGAUCAAGCCCAUGCAGUAAAAUUUGCAAUUAUUCUGCAAUAGGCAGACACUGCUAAACACUGAAAUGCUGGUUAUACCAUGGUCCUUAAAUCUCCAAGCACUGUGUCCUCUUAUGUCUUAAAAAAAAAUAAUAAGAAUUAAAAACUAUAUAUGUUGAUAACAAUAUGUUGAUAUAUUGAUUAUCCUUUAUGAAACAAAUUAUUAAUUGUACUCAUAUUUUAAUUUUGUAGAUAGAAGGAUAUGAUAAGAACUUAUGAAAUAAUUCAAAGAAUAUUAUAUUCCUCAUCAGCAGCUGUUUCCUGAGAGAUUGUCAGUAUGCUCUAUUUUUUCUGAAGCAAGAGAAAAGACCAAAUUAUUGGUCUUUUACCAAAAUUAUUUUUCAUGUCUACCUAUGUAGAAUAUUUUUAAAGAAAUUCUUAUCAUUCAGAGUUUUCAUCUUCCUGAGCUUCAAUAAUGUUUCACAAUUCUUAUUUCAGCAAAAACAAAAUAGUCACUCAUAUCCACUGAACAAUAAAACUCUCACAUCUACCAGCUGAAUAACAACCCAAGAAUGAAAUGUUUGCUUACAGAUAAAAAUUAGACUUUUUAUUUCAUUUUUGGAAACACGGCUGUACUUUGAACCAAAGCAGUAGAAUUUGUAUUUUCAUUCACCCUUGCUAAAGUUUAACUUCUUAAUGUCUAAAGAGAAUGUCAAGGAAAAGUAAUUUCUUAAAUAUUUAUACAUAGGUUUCUUACUUCUCAUAGUUAAUAAUAGUCCUUGACUAAAUAGCCUCUGUAUGCUCAUGCUGCUAGUGUCAUAAAUUCCACAUAGUAAAACUGAAUUGCUUCCAACAGAGGCUUGUUUUCCUGGAGUAAUUUGAAGAUGGUUAUUCUAGCCAGAUGAUGAAUGGUGUACUUAUUCUAGUUUAAACUUGUCUGUACACUAAUGAUCCAAGCUAACAACAGAAAUAAAUUGCAAGACAAAACUUUUAACAAAACCUAACGCCUCCUGCAAUGUGGUCAGGUACGUGCUUUUUAGAAUUGUUUUAGCUCCCCGAAUCUUGGAGUUGUAGAGAAUACAGUCCCUUGAUUUUGACAAAUUUGUUUAUCAAGAUAAAGCAUAGUUAUGAUACAUUUCAACAAACAUGUUUUGUACACAGCCAGAUGAUGAUCUUGAUGUUCUAAUAACUUGUGAUGGUCCAGUAACUUUUUUCAAACACAAAGUAAUGCUUCUGGCUUAGCUGUUCCAUACUGCAGGGAGCUAGGAAGUUUGCUUAGAAAGGAUUAUCAUCUUUGCAGCCUGUUUCAGUGCUUGUCUUGCCAUUUGUCGUUGGCCACUACUCUGCAAUUUUGAAAACCAUGGGGUAGGGGAGAAAGAGCUUAACUCCUCUUUACUUUAAGAAAAUUUAAGUGCAAACUGAUGGCUGUGUACUCUCCUCCUUGCCAGUAAAGAGGGACUCAGAGCUUGCUUGGAGUCUGGGCUCAUUGGUUGAGUUGUUUUAGACACAUUAGUGCUUUCCACUGCUAUCCCAUUUCAUAUUCCUGCGUCUGCUGGCCACUGCAAUUAUAACCGAAGUUCCCACCAGUGUAUUUUGUGUAUUUGCUGAUGGUGCCUAUCUUGGAUAUCCUUCUUGGGUUGUUGUUUUUUGUCCUUAUCUUAUUACUUCUAAAAAGAAAUACAGAUUAGAAGAGGAGAUCCUAGAAGGUAUCCAAGAACAUAACACUUCAACUGAGCGUUCAAGAGGUCAGAAUGAGAUGUAGCAGAUGAACUAAAGUAGCUCAUGUUGUGGUGCUGGAUUUCUUGCUGUCCUCUGGCCUUCUAUGGAUCACAAGCCAAAAUAUAUUUGUCUCCCAACACAUAUUACUGUAACCACUGAAGAAAAAUUUAUUUUUUCGAAUGUCUAUCUCUCCUUUUUAACAUUUCUUCAUAAAAGCGGUUCAUUUGUCCUUUUGUUUUUGACCAAGGUCAAUAGAAUACGCUUUGGGGAAGAGCUGGUCAAGUUCAGAGAAAUGUUUAAGCAAUAGCAUGAAACAAAAAUCAUUAUCAGCUACAGGGGAGGGUGGGUAUUCUACUUUUCCAACGAAAAUAAGAGUAUGAGACAAGUCAGCAGGCAUGCUCGACUGAGUUAAACGGGUAUAACAGAGAGAAAUGAGCACAAAUUAUUCAUGGGAAUUCUUUAAUCUUCUGUUUAAUUAUGUGAUCAUUCCUAGAACAAAGACUUUGAUUGAUCAUAAUGGCAAGAAAAUGUCAAUUUGCACUCAGCACAGUGAUUAGCAUACAGCUAUAGAGAACAACAACAAAAAAAAAAGUGAGAAUGUAGUGUUUUAAUAUUUUUUGCAUGUUUUAAAAGUUUGGGAUGCUAGCUCUAAAUAAUUUAGAGGUUGUUAUAAGUAUUCUCCUCCAAAUAAAGCUGUUUUCAUUUUAUUCUUCA
Molecule: messenger RNA, 11282 nt
Organism: Gallus gallus (chicken)
Lineage: Eukaryota; Metazoa; Chordata; Aves; Galliformes; Phasianidae
Gene: MALRD1
Product: MAM and LDL receptor class A domain containing 1
Exons: 40
Coding region: 153-6587 (2144 amino acids)
Cellular component (GO): membrane
Molecular function (GO): protein binding
Source: RefSeq, marked provisional